CCGGCCGGGCGCACAGCCUGCUCGACGUGCCGCUGCGCGCGCUCAUGGCGGCCGACGCGUUCGAGGCGCAGGCGUGCCAGGCGCUGCGCGAGGGCCGCGCGCUGGGGCUGCGCGCGGGCGUCACGCUGCUCGAGCUGUACCGCCGCUUCGUGGACGGCAAGCGCGAGCUGUUCCGCCGCCGCUACGGCCUGCACGACGCCUGCUUCGCCGACCUGCUGCCGCUGCACGACGACUUCGACGAGCUGCACCAGAACUGCGCCAUGCUCGUGCUGGUCGUGUCGGACGGCGCGCUGGAGGGCGUGGACGCCGGUCCCUUCCGAACCUUCGCGGCUGCGCGCGCCGCGGCGCUGGGC
Molecule: messenger RNA, 353 nt
Organism: Gryllus bimaculatus (two-spotted cricket)
Lineage: Eukaryota; Metazoa; Arthropoda; Insecta; Orthoptera; Gryllidae
Source: the annotation of a GenBank genome assembly